GGCUUAUUAUGAUUAUCAAUCAAUUGAGUACAGAAUUAGGAUUGCAAGAAUUGUCAUUGACACAACCACACCUUACCACCAUUGAUAAACUUAUGUUUAUUGUUAGGUUUUAUGAUCAGGCACAUAUGUUGACGUUCAAGAUUUCGGCUUAUGUAUUGGGAGUAGUGUUAUGUGUGAGAUUUAUUAAAGGAAUAUUAAUCAAUAAGCUUAAUAGGAAACUGGCUGUUUAUUUUCCGGAAUUGUUAUUGAUGGUGAUUGUGGCUACUUUCCUCUGCUACCAGUACAAUUGGGCUAGUGAAGGAGGUGUCAAAAUUGUUGGGAAUAUUAAACGUAGUUCAUCGACUUUUCACUUGGAGAAUCCAUUCCGAUUACUCAAAGUUUACAAGCAUACUUUCUCAACAGCAUUUCUCUGUACCAUCUUGGGAUAUUUUGAUUCAACGACAGCGGUGAAGGCAUUAGGUGCCAAGUACAACUUCAAUGUCAGUUCGAAUAGAGAAUUGGUGGCAUUAGGUGUGACUAACUUUGUCAUUGGGUUGUUUAGUGGAUUACCUUCGUUCGGCGCAUUGGGAAGAUCUAAAAUCAACAUAUUAGCAGGAGCAAAAACGCCCAUGGCUGGGAUAAUAAUGAGUGUGGUUAGUAUCUUUGUUGCAGUGUAUUUAUUGCCAUAUUUGUACUACCUUCCUGAAUGUGUGUUAUCGUUGACUACUACAAUUGUUGGGUUGACUGUUCUUCAGGAAGUCCCUUCUGAUUUGCGAUUCUUCUUCAAGAUUAGAGGAUACGAUGAGAUAGUUACAUUUUUUAUGAUUUGUGGUGUUACUAUAAUCUGGAGCGCAGAAGCUGGUGUCAGUUUGGGUGUGCUUGUUGCUGUAGCACGUGUAAUUAAACAUAGCACCAGGUCGCGAAUUCAAGUAUUGGGAAGAAUCCCCCAUACCACUGUUUUCAGAGAUGCGGAUAUGUUAAUCGAGGAAAGUUUUGCUUCGUUUCAAGGACAGAGUGAUGGAUAUGACGUCGAGGAAGAGGAUGUGUUGGCGAUGAAUUACAGUCAAAGAGAUAAACUUUCUAGUUUGAUUGCUGAGAUUGAAGAAAUUGAAGGGGUAUUGCUCAUUAAGAUUCCUGAACCAUUAAAUUUUGCCAAUGUUGGCGAUGUGAAAAAUAAGUUGGUAAGAAUUGAAAGAUACGGUUCGUUGCUUGUACAUCCUUCGCAACCCACAAGACGUGAUUUGCAAUCGAUAAAAUAUAUUAUAUUUGAUUGUAAAGGUAUGACUGAGAUCGAUGCCUCGGCUACUCAAGUGUUGUAUGAAACACUUCGGAGGUAUAUUUGUGAUGAAAAGAUUACUGUUUUCUUUGCCCGAAUUCCUACCGGUAAGCACUGUCGUGAUAAGUUGAAAAAGUCGGGUAUUGUAAACCUUGUUAACAAGUCAUAUAAGAGAUUUGCAAAUAGUAAUCGAAGUAUGUCGAGUACAGAUUUGACAUUGACGGCUGUUGGGUUAGGUGAUGGUUUCUUUUUAAGUAUCGAUGAAGCUUUAAAGACCAUUGGUGUUCACAAUGUGUAACUUUUGCUAGUCACUUUUAGAUUACGGUCUUGUGGGGUUCAACAUUUCUUUUUUUCUCGCAUUGGCCAAUAGAUGAAAAUUGCGGUGCAAUGACCAAACUUUCUGCGAAUGAUAAGAAACUGGAAUUUCCCAAAGCUUCAACUAAACUUUAUAGAUUCAUAGUUUACAUUCGAAGUAGAACAAUAUGAGUGUCGGGUU
Spathaspora passalidarum NRRL Y-27907 is the source of this 1751-nucleotide messenger RNA. RefSeq lists its product as uncharacterized. Gene Ontology annotation, molecular function: sulfate transmembrane transporter activity. Lineage: Eukaryota; Fungi; Ascomycota; Pichiomycetes; Serinales; Debaryomycetaceae. Gene Ontology annotation, biological process: transmembrane transport. The transcript has a single exon. Gene Ontology annotation, cellular component: membrane. The annotation marks the transcript as partial. The record is from RefSeq and is a predicted model, not a curated record.